AUGAACGGCCUCUUCAGCAGAGAUGUCCCGGUGAAGAGCAUGGAGCAGAUGUUAAAACAUGCUGAGAAGUACCUCGGUGAGAUUUGCACCCUGCUGGCCUCUUAUACUAGGAAGACAGCCAAGCUCAGAGACAAGGCGGACCUGCUGGUGGCUCAGCUCUUGGACUUCUCCAGCACAGAGGACCCUGAGCUGCAGAUCGGCCUGAAAAACCUGGCUGAAGACCUGGCCAUGGUGCAGGACUACAGACAGGCUCAGGUCGAGAGACUGGAGACAAGGAUUGUUGCUCCUCUAAAAGCCUAUGGAGACAUAGUCAAAAAUAAAAAGGCAGAUCUGAAGAAGUUCAACACUGAUCUUAACAGAGACAUGAAGGAGUUGCAGAAACUGGAGAAAAUCCGACUGAGGAACCCCGCAGAUCGACAAAGCAUUUCUCAGGCAGAAGUAAAUGCUCAGAAGGCUUCCAACAAUGCCCAGCGCAGUGUAAAGCAACUGGAGGAGACCAUCACAGACUUCCAGAGACAGAAGCUGGAAGAUAUCAAAAGGAUUUUUACAGACUUUAUCACCGUGGAGAUGCUCUUCCAUGCUAAAGCCCUGGAGGUCUAUACACACACAUACCACAACCUGGAGGCAAUGGACACUCAAAAGGAUCUGGAGCUGUUCAAUGGACGGAUCAAGAUGUCGGACUCUCUGGCUGGGCGCCUGGACACCCCACUGAGCAGCUACUCUUCUCCCCUCAUGAACCGCUAUCCCAUUCCUCCUGUGGCCUCCCCAAAAAGCCAAAGCCUCUGGUCAACGUUGGCCUCGACCACAGGUCAAAACCACAGACAACAACACAGUCUGUACCCAGCCACAGCCAGGAAGUCUCGCAGCACCUUACAACGCCAGAGAGGCAUAGAUGAGGAGGAAGAGCUGGAGGGUGAAGAAGAGGAAGAUGAAGAGGAAGAGGAAGAGGAGGAGGAGGAGAUGUAUGAAUCAGAGAAAGAGGAGGUUCAGCACACCAGCAGACAGUCUUAUGCUGCUCAAUAUGCUAAGAUGCGCAGAUGGCAAAAGUAA
Molecule: messenger RNA, 1050 nt
Organism: Chelmon rostratus (copperband butterflyfish)
Lineage: Eukaryota; Metazoa; Chordata; Actinopteri; Chaetodontiformes; Chaetodontidae
Product: CBY1-interacting BAR domain-containing protein 2-like
Exons: 9
Coding region: 1-1050 (349 amino acids)
Biological process (GO): cilium assembly
Cellular component (GO): ciliary transition zone; ciliary basal body
Source: RefSeq, a predicted model, not a curated record